This is a messenger RNA of Magallana angulata, 3027 nucleotides long. Its product is annotated as polyadenylate-binding protein 4-like. The transcript has 11 exons. The record is from RefSeq and is a predicted model, not a curated record. Lineage: Eukaryota; Metazoa; Mollusca; Bivalvia; Ostreida; Ostreidae. Gene Ontology annotation, molecular function: mRNA 3'-UTR binding; poly(A) binding; poly(U) RNA binding. Gene Ontology annotation, cellular component: nucleus; cytosol; ribonucleoprotein complex. Bases 261 to 2201 code for a protein of 646 amino acids.
GUCACUUCCUUUGAGUCCCUCUUCUCUCACCGCGAGGUCAUAAGAUAGUGUUGUGUGUUAUAUUUUUUAAUCACACACCACGUAAAAAGUGGACAAAAAAAGUAAAAAACAACUUUAAAAAUACAAAAAAAUCUGUAAAACUUAGAAAAAACCAAAAAUAGGUUUGAAACGGUAGGUUUUUAUUUACAAUUUCCUCUAUAAGUCGCCAGCAACUGAACGUAAUUCGUGAACGCCAUAUUGUUUGAAGAAAAGGAAGAAACAUGUCUACAACUACGAUGAAUCCAGCUGGUCCCAGCUACCCAAUGGCCUCCCUCUAUGUUGGAGAUCUCCACCCAGACGUUACAGAAGCUAUGUUGUUCGAGAAAUUCUCCACAGCUGGACCAGUUCUGAGUAUCAGAGUGUGCAGAGACAUGAUCACGAGGCGAUCUCUGGGUUAUGCAUAUGUCAACUUUCAACAACCUGCAGAUGCUGAGAGAGCUUUAGAUACCAUGAACUUCGAUACCAUCAAAGGGCGACCAAUCAGAAUAAUGUGGUCCCAACGUGAUCCAUCCCUCAGAAAGUCCGGAGUGGGCAAUGUUUUUAUCAAGAACCUGGACAAGAGCAUUGACAACAAAGCUCUUUAUGACACAUUUUCUGCUUUUGGCAAUAUUUUGUCUUGUAAGAUUGUCUGUGAUGAACAUGGCUCAAGAGGCUACGGGUUUGUCCACUUCGAGACAGAAGAAGCUGCAAGAAUAGCCAUAGAGAAGGUCAACGGCAUGUUGCUAAAUGGAAAGAAAGUGUUUGUCGGGCGUUUCAUGAGCAGGAGGGAAAGACUGGAAGUUCUUGGUGACAAAAUGAGGAAGUUCAACAAUGUAUAUGUGAAAAACUUCAGUGAAGAAAUCAAUGAUGAAACACUGAGGGAGAUGUUUGAACCCUAUGGCAAAAUCAUCAGUGCCAAGGUCAUGACAGACGAUGGCUCAGGAAAAGGCAAAGGGUUUGGUUUUGUAAGCUUUGAAGAUCCAGAGGCUGCUGAAAAGGCUGUAGAGGCUCUUAAUGGAAAUGACAAUUCUGGAAAAAUAUUAUAUGUUGGACGUGCUCAAAAGAAGAUCGAGCGACAGGCUGAGCUUAAGGAGAAGUUUGAGCGGAUUAGGAUGGAGAGGAUCAACAGGUACCAGGGAGUCAACUUGUACGUCAAAAAUCUGGACGAUAACAUCGACGAUGAGAGACUCAGAAAGGAGUUUGCUCAGUUUGGUACCAUCACCAGUGCCAAGGUGAUGACUGAAGGUGGCAGAUCCAAGGGAUUUGGAUUCGUUUGCUUUAGCUCCCCAGAAGAAGCCACCAAAGCUGUCACCGAAAUGAAUGGAAGAAUUGUUGUGGCUAAACCUCUGUAUGUGGCUCUGGCUCAGAGGAAGGAGGAUCGUAAGGCUCAUCUUGCCUCACAGUACAUGCAGCGCAUUACAAGCAUGCGCAUGCAGGGACAACAAAUUGGACAGGUGAGCCAGAUGUUCCAGCCUGGAAGUGCUGGAUACUUUGUACCUACCAUGCCUCAAGCCCAGAGAACAUACUUCACCCCCAACAACAUGCCAGCCAUGAGAAGCAAUCCUAGAUGGCAGACAACUGUAAGACCCACUGGUCAGCCUGGUAGUGGAUUCCAAACCAUGCCUGGAGCUCCGCAGAUAAGACAGCAGAGGCCUACAGGCCAGACCAACGUUCGUGCUGGAGUAAGUGCCCGGCCAAUCACUGGUCAGUCAGGAACCCCCAACGCUCAGCAGCGCAUGCCUGUCAACCAACAGGUGGGUGGACGUCCACAAGGAGGUCAGCCUACUGUUCCUGCCGCAGCCAAUCGCCAACAAGGUUACAAGAGUUACGGAGGAGGACAGAUGAUGAAGCAGCAACCAGGUCAAACACCAGGCAUGCAGCAGGCUCCACCACAAGCUGUGAUUGUUCAGGGACAAGACCCAUUGACAGCUACCAUGUUGGCCACUGCCCCACCCCAGGAACAGAAGCAGAUGCUGGGAGAGCGUUUGUUCCCUCUCAUCUCAACAAUGUUCCCAGACCUGGCGGGCAAGAUCACAGGCAUGUUGCUAGAAAUCGAUAACUCUGAGCUGCUGCACAUGUUGGAAUCACAAGAGUCUCUGGAGGCUAAGGUUAAAGAAGCAGUUGCUGUGUUGCAAGCUCACCAGGCUAAAGAAUCUGCCACUACUACCAAACCUGCUGAGUAAGAUACAAGCCGUGACAGCUUCAUAACCAACAAGAGCUGUGUCAAUGAUUCUAGACUUUAACAUACAACAACAACGCAAUGCACCAACCUUGAUCUGCCAUUAUUUGGAAUGUUGUUUUUAAAAAUGUAAAUGCCGAACAUCACUGAAAAACUUUUUUAAAUGGUGGUUGGUUUAAAUUAUCUGUUGCUGUUUAUUUUUUUGGAUAUCAAAAAUUCAUUAUUGGUGAAAUUCAAAAGAUCUUUGUUAAAUUUUGAGAGAAAUUCUACUUUGCUGGUUAUUUUUUUACAGUGUUGAAUGUAAAAGUGAUGGUUUGAUUAUUAACUGGCUCCUUAUAAAACAAAAAUGCACCAAAAAAAUUGCAAAACACAAUUGUGUAAAACAGCAACUCAUAAAAAUUGUACAAAUGUUAAAGGUUUCUGUAGCCUUUUCUCGUUUCACUUAAUAUCCAAAACCUGUAAUAGAAUUUAUAUCUUUUAUGUACAUCUUUACUUGCAAUGUUAAAACCAUUUCACGGUGUAAAAAAACGAGAAGGGGUUAAUCUUUCCAUAAAGAAGUUAGAGUUCUUGUUUUAGUUGAUAACAUUUUAUGGAGAGCGCAGCACGAAAAAAAAAAUGGUUCCAAACUACAUAGUGAAGAAGUCGGAGAUUUUAAUGAUGACUUCUACAGAUAACGUGGAAUCCACAACGUGUGCUGUGUUUGACUAACUUAUGUUCUGAAAAUAAGCAUGUGAAACAUCUACAACCCAAAAAAGAGAGAGGAGAGGGCCUAUUGGAUUCAGUUAAUAAUCACCAAUCUGCUUUUAUUAAUAAACUUCCGUUUCUUACAA